AUGGCCGAGACCGUGGCGCACAUCCAGGGCAAUCCCUCGUCCCCUCUGACACCGCUCAUCCUGGUCCAUGCAAUCUCCGGCCUCGCCCUGCCCUACUUCGCCCUGGGCUCUCUAUCCGCAGACAUCCACGACCAUUCCAAGGACUCAAGACCCGUCUACGGCCUCUCCUCGCCGAUAUACGAGUCCGUCCCCGCCUUCCGCCGCCACAGCAAGAGCCUGCCCUCGCUCGCGCUCGAAUACGUCCGCAUCAUCCGGCGUGACAUCCAGCCCAACGGCCCCUACCUUCUAGGCGGCUGGUCGAUGGGCGGGAUGAUCGCGGUCGAAAUGGCCGCGAUUCUCGCUGCGCAGGGCGAAUCGGUCAAGCAUGUUGUUCUGGUUGACUCGCUGAAUCCCGAGGUGUACCUGCCCUUUCACGAUGCGCAGGAGCGCCGGGUUCUUGCUACUCUUACAUAUAAUGCUAUUGCUUGGCGCGUUAAUGGGCCUAUGGAUACGCCGGGGUUUGAAGGCAGUGCCGGUGCCCCGUCGUCGUCUAGAGAAGGGAGUAGGGCGACGAGCAGCGAGAACAGCCCAGAGAAUACCGACUACGGAUCUGAUAGUGAGGACGGGAGUCAGGGUGAUAUGGACGAGUUUAUGGAUCUGAUCCGAGAGCAUAUAACGCAGGGCUUGUGCAUGUUGGCGUCGUAUCAGACACUGCGUCGGCGGGUCUAUCUUCCUGAGACGGCCGUGACGUUGGUCAAGUGUACAGCGCUGGGCAGUCUCUCUCCUCUUCUAAGCGAGGGGAGGAGAGCAUUUGCGAUAAAGAAUAACCUAGACCCCAGUAAUGGAUGGCGAGCAGGGCAGUUUGGCAGCUUUGUUUCUGUUCCGUUUGCUGCGACGCAUGAUGCCUGUUUUGACGCAGGGGUUGCGGCCAAACUGACCACUGUUCUCAGAGAUGUUUUGAAGGAUAUCGAGUGA
Messenger RNA from Aspergillus puulaauensis, 954 nucleotides. RefSeq names its product thioesterase domain-containing protein. The record is from RefSeq and is a predicted model, not a curated record. Bases 1 to 954 code for a protein of 317 amino acids. The transcript has a single exon. Gene Ontology annotation, biological process: biosynthetic process. NCBI's taxonomy places the organism in Eukaryota, Fungi, Ascomycota, Eurotiomycetes, Eurotiales, Aspergillaceae.